CCCCGGAACCCGCAGGAUUUCCCAUUCCCAAACCUUGGCCCGAUGGAGGAGGAGGAAGCUGUGAGGAAGAGGAUGAUGCCCCGGGACACCCAGGCAGGUGAGGAGGAACUCAGUGUCCCUUUCCCCCUCUCUCCUGCUCCAUCUCCCAGCCCAUCCCAGCCCCCGGCUGCAGGACAACCCCGCUGACAACGCCGUCCUGCUGAGGACGCACUGGGGGGAUCUCCUUCCCCUUCCCUCUGGCACAGAGGCAAAUCCCAUCCUCUCCUUGUCCUUCCUCCCCCAGACAAGGAGCACUUAUAAAUUAAAAGCUAGACUUGUCAAUACAUCAAGCAAUAUGCUAAAUUUAUUAAUUUGUUCAAUAAAAGGGUGAUCAAUGACAGGUCUGGGUGCACAGGGGUCUCCGCCCCAAGCAAUGCAGAAAUUCAGAUCUCAAACUUAGCCUCGUAUACCAUUCUAGGCACUUCACUUCCUCAGAUUUUCAAUUAUUUUCUACUUCUUUUUCUUCAUAAUCAGCAGUUGUGGUUUUUGAAGAUCUGUUGGGGAGGUGGUCUGAGAUGGUCUUCUCAUGUCUCUCCAGCCUCCCAUUCUUCUUUUAAAAUAUCUUUCUCCCACUAGCAUUAUUUUUGGUUAUACAGUUUGUUUAAGCAAGCAUGUAUAUUCUGUUAGCAUACAUUUUGCAAGGCUUGUUUCAUUCAUUUCACAACCUAAAGCUAGCAUGUCUAAAAAAUGUCUUUAUAAAGACAUUUAUGAAGUUAUAAAGUCAGUUAUAAAGUCAGCAUGUUUUAAAAUGCCUUUAUAUAGAGCCUUUCAGCUCAUGUUAGUCCUACUUACCCUUUUUAAAUGAUUAGAAAUUCUUUCAUAUUCCAAAAAAAUUAUAACUUGUACAAAAGAUAGCUUGAAACUUAUUGUACAAGUUAGUUUGAAGUUUAUAUGAAUUGCUUGCAAGUAAUUACAGUUUUGUUGUUAAAUUAUUAGCUAAAAGUUUACUAUUAUAUAGUUACCUUGUUAAACCCUACUUCCAUGCCUUACUUGUUUUCUCCUAAAAUUUUAAAUCCACUGUUUUCUCCUAAAAUUACUAUGCAAUUUUUAACCUUUUCCUUCCAGCUUGGCCCAUUAGGAAUGUCAUGGCUUCUUCCUAGCUACAGCAUUGGUAAUGAAGUUUUUUCAGCUGAUUUUUAAAACUCUUCUUUAUAAUAAUCCCAUAGUCUCUGUCCACAAUGCCCACAGACACACGUACAUAGGUGGAUGCUAUUCAAUUGACACAAAUUACACAAAUUACAGCCUGAUUUCUCAAGGAGCUGAGGAUGGAGACCAGGGAGAACAAAUCCCUGCAGCAGAACCUCAUGGAAGAGGCCGUUUUGAGCAGCUCCAUGGCGCAGGAAUCCAGCGGGGAGGAAAAUCCCCAGAGAUCCCUCACAAGGAGGGGCUGCAAACGCAGAUCACAGGGAUCUGAGGGGGUAAGAGCCACCUUGGGCCAGAGAGGCAACUGGAGCUCGGAGCUGGGGGUCCAUGAGAAGCUUCAGAAUGGAGAGAAGUUCUACAAGUGCUCAAAAUGUGGGAAGAGCUUAAGCCAGAGAUCCUCUCUGAUCCGCCACUUGAGAAUCCACACCGGGGAGAGGCCCUAUGAGUGUGAGAAAUGCAGGAAGAGAUUUCCUUACAAAUCCACUCUCCUCAGGCAUCAGCAGACUCACACAGAGGAGAGACCCUUCUGCUGCCCCGACUGUGGGAAGGGCUUCAAGCUCAACUCCGCCCUUGUCAUCCACCGGCGCAUCCACACCAGGGAGAAGCCCUACGAGUGUGGGGAGUGUGGGAUGAGCUUCACCCAGAGGUCCACCCUGACUGCCCACCAGAGGAGACACACAGGGGAACAGCCCUAUGAGUGUGCUGAGUGUGAGAGGUGCUUCAGGACAAGCUCUGAACUGACUGUCCACCAGAAGAUCCACACGGAGGAACGGCCCUACGAGUGUGGGCAGUGUAAGAAGAGCUUCAAACGGAGGUGCCACCUGCUCCGCCACAUGGGAGUGCACACAGGGGAACGGCCCUAUGAGUGUGGGGAGUGUGGGAAGAGCUUCAGGACGAGCUCUGGACUGAUUGUUCACCAGAGGAGCCACACAGGAGAGAGGCCUUAUGAGUGUGAUAAAUGCAGGAAGAGGUUUCACACGAGCUCCCAUCUCCUUCUGCACCAGCGGAUUCACACGGAGGAGAGGCCCUUCCGCUGCCCCGACUGCAGGAAGGGCUUCAGGCAAAACUCUGAUCUUAUCAAGCACCGGCGCAUCCACACCGGGGAGAGGCCCUACGAGUGUCCCCAGUGUGGGAAGAGCUUCUCACAGAGCUCUAGCUUGACCCAACACCAACAGAGGCUCCACAAAGAUAGCCCUGCAAGUGCCCCAAAUGCAGGAAGAGCUCCAUGCGCUGCUCCAGCUCCAUCCCCCGUGGGAGGAUACGCGCUGGAUGAUCCCCAGUGACCCCCAGUGGGCAGAGUCCCGGUGAUCUCUGUUGCCGGUGAUCCGUGUUGGGAAGAUACGGCUGGGGGACUCCACCUCCUCCUGGCUCCCCGUGGACACCUGGACACAUCCACAGACCAACAUCACAAAUCCGUUGUGGACAGCAGAAUUGUUGACUUCUGACCCCAGAAAAAUCUCACUUUUUGCAUCUUCUGGUGGCAUAAAGCAACACUGGAUGGCCUUGGAGGUCUUCUCCAACAUAAAUCCAUUGUUUUAAUUCU
This is a messenger RNA of Parus major (Great Tit), 2725 nucleotides long. RefSeq names its product zinc finger protein 239-like. The record is from RefSeq and is a predicted model, not a curated record. The coding region runs from base 1305 to 2465 and encodes 386 amino acids. Lineage: Eukaryota; Metazoa; Chordata; Aves; Passeriformes; Paridae. Gene Ontology annotation, biological process: regulation of transcription by RNA polymerase II. Gene Ontology annotation, molecular function: DNA-binding transcription factor activity; RNA polymerase II cis-regulatory region sequence-specific DNA binding. The transcript is spliced from 2 exons.